Messenger RNA from Mizuhopecten yessoensis (Yesso scallop), 5175 nucleotides. RefSeq names its product zinc transporter 2-like. Gene Ontology annotation, biological process: response to zinc ion; zinc ion transmembrane transport. Gene Ontology annotation, molecular function: zinc ion transmembrane transporter activity. The transcript has 9 exons. Lineage: Eukaryota; Metazoa; Mollusca; Bivalvia; Pectinida; Pectinidae. The record is from RefSeq and is a predicted model, not a curated record. The coding region runs from base 185 to 1360 and encodes 391 amino acids. Gene Ontology annotation, cellular component: plasma membrane.
AGUGUCCAUAAUUACCCAGUACUUGUGCCGAGGUAGCUAGUUCCGUACGCCUGACUUCUGAGUCCAUACUUACCCAGUACUUGUACCGAGGUAGCUAGUUCCGUACGCCUGACGUCUGAGUCCAUACUUACCCAGGACUUGUGCCGAGGUAGCUAGUUCCGUACGCCUGACUUCCGAGUUGGAUAUGGUUCUACCACAGAAUUGGGGAUCUACUCACGACACCAAUGCAUGCAACUCGGACAGUGCCGACCAGUUUCCAGGAGAAAUCGGUCUUAAACUUGGCCAUUGUCAUGCCAACAAGAUGAGGGCGGGCCUGGACAAAACGGCUAGACGCAAAUUGUUACUGGCUAGCGGUCUGUGUCUGUUUUUCAUGACUGCGGAAUUUAUUGGUGGCAUACUUGCUCACAGUCUGGCUAUCCUAUCCGAUGCUGCACAUAUGCUCACCGACUUGGCAAGCUUCCUUAUCAGCCUGUUUGCCAUUUUUCUUGCCUCACGACCCGCUACGAAGAAAUUAAGCUUUGGCUGGUACAGAGCUGAGAUCCUGGGUGCCCUGAUGUCCAUUGUAAUGCUAUGGGUGCUGACCGGAAUACUGGCAUAUAUGGGCGUGCAGAGGAUAAUAAAGAGCGACUAUACGAUAGAACCUGUCAUUAUGUUAAUUACAGCAUCUCUUGGUGUCUGCAUAAACAUCCUGAUGGGUUUGACAUUACAUCAACACGGCCACACACACGGAGGAGGAGGGGGAGGUCACUCUCAUCAUCACGAUGACAGUGACACAAAAAACCUGGUGAAUUCCUCCGCGGAAGACAGAUCGCCUGGAUACGGGUCAGUAACAGAGAUGGAACAACAAAGCCAGGACGAGCCUCACGAACACUCCUCAAACAAUAUCAACGUUAGAGCUGCCUUUAUACACGUACUAGGGGACCUUUUACAAAGUAUAGGUGUACUCAUAGCAGCUGUUAUUAUCUUUUUUAAGCCUGAGUGGAAAAUAGCAGAUCCGAUUUGUACGUUCAUCUUCUCGUUUUUGGUGCUGGUCACAACUUUUACCGUAGUUCGAGAUUUGUUACGUGUUUUAAUGGAAGGUACGCCACGAGGAAUGGACAUAGAAAAUGUACAGUCAAGAUUAUACAAAUUACCCGGUGUUAAAGAUAUCCAUGACCUACGCGUCUGGUCACUCUCAAUGGACAAACUGGCCCUCUCGGUCCAUUUGGCUGUCAGUGCUGGUCAUGACCCACUAGAAAUACUUAAGGCAGCUACACAGAUGAUUCAACUGAACUUUGGUAUCCAGGAAACCACGAUACAGACCGAAGCCUAUGAGGAGGAAAUGUUGAACUGUACCCAGUGUCAGGAUCUCCCGGACUGACCAGUUAUAAGCCCCCUAGACUGAUCAUAAACCAUCACCGUAACGUAUUUUUAAAUCAUGGAUGAAGAAAAUAAAUGCAAAACUUUUUCAAGACUGGAUGUGUUAGGAGUCAGUUGCAUGAGAAAUCGAGGCUGUAUGUGUGUUCAGAUUCACUUAGGAUAUGGGGAAUUUGGACGUUUUAUGAGUCUUUUGUAUGAGAAAUCAAGGCUGUAUGUGUGUUCAGAUUCACUUAGAAUAAGGGGAAUUUGGACGUUUUAUGAGUCUUUUGCAUGAGAAAUCGAGGCUGUAUGUGUGUUCAGAUUCACUUAGGAUAUGGGGAAAUUGGACGUUUUAUGAGUCUUUUGCAUGAGAAAUCGAGGUUGUAUGUGUGUUCAGAUUCACUUAGAAUAAGAGGAAUUUGGACGUUUUAUGAGUCAGUUGCAUGAGAAAUCGAGGCUGUAUGUGUGUUCAGAUUCACUUAGGAUAUGGGGAAUUUGGACGUUUUAUGAGUCAUUUGCAUGAGAAAUUGAGACUGUAUUUGUGUUCAGAUUAACUUAGGAUACUGGGAAUUUGGACGUUUUUAUGAGUCAUUUGCAUGAGACGUUUUAUGAGUCAUUUGCAUGAGAAAUCGAGGCUGUAUUUGUGUUCAGAUUCAUUUAGGGCAAGAGGGAUUUUGGAGGAUUUGCACUGUAUGAUCCAAGUUUUAAACCUAACCAUGUUUCCCCAAGCAAGAAUAUCCAGCAGGAAAUGGGGUUAUUGGCAGUUUUGAAAAUCUGCAAAAAUGUCAUUCAAUGAUGUCAAUAUUUGGCUCCACAGAGACAUAAUGUCAUGGCAGCUAUACUGUAAACGUACAAAUUUUAGUGGUAGUCUUAAUUUAGCGUGUUUCAUGCUUUUAUUAUUGUGCUAAAUUAUGAAUGUGCCAAUUGAAGUUCGUUGCAUAUUGUUCUUUACUGCAUAUUUUCGUGAUGUGUCGAUUCAUCAAUGCAUUAAUCUAUUAAAAUUCGAUAAUGUGCUGAAAUUUGAACCCCCUAAAAUAAGCAUGUUUACAGUAUCUGAAUCAUACCCUUGGGUGUAUCAGUCAGAAAAAUGUGUUUAUGGUCAUAACGGUCAUAAGGUUUUUUUUGUGUGAUGUUUUUACUUUUAAUGGUUGUUUGAGCCACUGGACCCAGAGCUUUGGAAAAUGCAGUUUUAAGAUUACUGUAUACCAGGAAAUUUUUGCCUUUUUUGCCCUCCGUAAUGAAGGCAAAUUUAUCUUUAUCGUGAACAUAGUGAAAAACAUAAUACGCCUAAUAAUUAAAUGAGAAUGAUGAAAGUACACUAGGUGGAUAUGGAUUAUUCUGGCAAAGGGCAAACAUUUUUCCCAAUAUACAAUAACACCUUUUGACUUCUUUCUCCUCCAUUCGUCUGCAAUAUUAUAGUAGCAUAGUAGUAAUUGCAGCUAUUAACUCAGGAACCAGUGGCGACAUCAGUCCAAAACAAUUUAUUUUGGGGGGGGAGGUGUGUGUUUGUAUGUGUGUGUGGGGAGGGGGGGGGGGGGCGGGUGGGUGUGUGUGUGUGUGUGUGUGUGUGUUUCAGACUUGUAUACUUGUAUGCUAUAUGUACUUGUAUUACUGUUGGGCCUAUGAGUCGUAUGGCUAAUAAAGAAUCUGAAGCGGACGUGAAACCUAUCAAUCAAUCAAUUGCAGCAAUAGAUAAGGUAGGCUCUGAUUGAGGCUUGACGGUAGACUACAGGUGUGGCCUGUCUUUCGGGAAACAAAAUAAAAGGACAUCAUGUAAAAAGAAUAAUCGUUCUUAGUAGAUAAUUUGUUGUAAGGGAUGUUAAUCAGUACAAGUAUUUGGUUGUUUUCAUAAUUUCGCUGUAAUACUCAGUUCACUGUCUCGGUCAAACAAAAAUUAUUUAAAUGCAUAUUCUAAGUUCACGGCUCUGGGUAAACAAAAGUUAAGAAAAUGUGUAUUGUCAGUUCAGACCUAUGUAGACAAAAGUCUUUAAAAAAAUAUGAUGUAAUUAUAUACCGUAUUUGACCGUAGAUAAGCCCCCACCCCUAGUGAAAAAAAGAAACCAAAAUUAGGGAGGGGGCUAAUAUGUUAAGCUGUAUGUAUUCUUUGAAAUAACUUGAAUGUUGCAAAUGACAAAUUUUCAGUAAUUUCAAGCCUCUUUGCUAGACAAUCACUAGACUGCCUAUGGCAUCUGAAAUGUCUUUGAUCUAAGAAAAUACCUGAUUAUCAGUCACCAGUGGUAGCCAGCACCCCUUUAAAUCUGUUGUGUAUUGGAAAAGGUUGCUCCCUGGAGGUAGAUCAGUUAUUCUUGCAUACUAGACCGAGAUAUCCGCAUUUCCGGCGGUGCUGGAAAAUUCUGUCUGACCCUGGGGUCUGAAUUGCUGACAUGCACAAAUUUGCGGGGGAAUGAUAGUGACCUUUUUCGGUCACGCUAUUGUUCGUGAGGUCAUUUUAUGACGUUUUUGGGUCAGUCAGGGUCAUUGACAUCAUUAACAAUUGCCAUUCGGGCUUGAUAUGCAAAUGAGUAAAUGUGCGGACAGUUUACAACUUUACCAGAAGAGAAGCUGGUUUGAUGGGUUUUAGGUAAAUCAGCAAGAUAUAGAAUCCAUCCCUGAUGUGAGUUAUGGAUAAGUUUAUUCUAACCCUCAGGAUAAAAUAUUGAGCAGAAGACCCCCGGGCAAAGUUAAUUCAAACCCUCAGGAUAAGAUAUAAAGCAGAAGACCCUUGGGAAAGCCUGCAGUCUUCUGUUCAAUAUUUUAUCCCUUGUGUUUGAAUUACCUUAUCAAAAACUCACAUCAGGGAUGGAUUAUAUUAGUCUAGCCCAGUGCCUCAGUGGAUGAGUCCAUUCUAUAUUUUAAGGGUUCAAAGUUCUAUGUAACACGUAUUCACAAUCAUACUGUUCCUAUGUAUUAUUAACAGUUUAUAGUUCUGUUAAACACAGAAUUUCUUAUUCUGGGUGCAAUCCAUCCAGUCUGUUGACGUCUGUGAUAAUUUUACCUAUAUUCCUUUACUAUAAAUCAGGAAAUGUUCACAGCAGUUAAUUAUAAACCUUGAAGUUACCAACCAAGGGCAAAAGGUUAACCCUUUCACCACUGUAGACCAUAAUGGACCCAUCCAUACCAAUGCAUGGUAGAGUCUACUAAAGUUACAUAGGGGUGAAAAGGUUAACAGGGUGAAAGUUUCCUGGUAUUCAGUACAUUCACUUUUUAUAAGUAUUACUUUUUGUCUUUCUAAGGAUCAUUUUACUUUUAUAUUAGUUCUAUGUUUUUACGCAUGUACUAUAAACUGAAAUUUCGCUGCAGUUUAACUUUUGCCUUUUACACCCUCUGUAAUGAAGAGCAAAUUUGUCAUAAUUGCGAAUUGAAAUAAAUAAUAUGAUAUACAUAUUACUUAAAUGUGAAGGGCGAAUUGAACACUGGGUAAUUAUGGAUUUUUCAAGUGAAGGCCGAAUGUUUUACUGUGUGAAAGUUUCCCGGUGUACAUUAUAUUCACUUUUUACAAUUAAUGGAACUUUGUGACAAGAAUGUGAACUUUAAUAAUCUAUUCUGUAACAUUUGCUCAUUUCUUUUGCAUUUAAAAAUGCUUGAAAAGAUGAAAAAAAAUCCCACCUAGGUAUUAACAGUAUUGUUUGGUUUCAUAGUUUAUUGUAAAUGUUAAGUUUUUGUUAUGUUAAAUUUUGGUUCUGUUCAUUUUAGGGAUCCCUGUGUCUCUGUACUGUGGUUUGUACUAGAUACUGUUACCUCCCCUUAUCUUCCUUUUGGAUAUAACCAUUAUAUUACUCAUAAAAGUCCUCGAAGGUAUUUUUUCUUCUUCAAGUGGGAAUUGUAUGAUAUGGAAAC